UUUCAUAGGCUACUGAGUGAGCAAAACAAGUUUAACAUUAGUAUCAGUAAAAUUUUACAGUACAAUCAAAGAUAAUCAAACAAAAACCUUAAAUAAUUAAAGUUUGAAUGAGGCAAUAAUUCAGACUUAAUUAAGGGGUCCUUAUUUCCUUGGUAUUAGGACCUUUCAAGUAGGGGCACCAAAUUUCACAGGGAAUGGCCCAAAGAGCUAGAUAAAUCUCUUAACCAGCAAGGGUUUCAUAGAAACCCUUGCUGCAGCAUGCGACAAGAGCAACAGAAGACCGUGUUAUGGUUCAAUGGCAAGUUCCAGCGCACACCAAACUAUGGAGGGAGAGGUCUGCACGCUAUUUCACCGAGGCUCUCAACCAGGCGAACGUUUCCCUGCUCCUGUUUACAACCUGAGGCACUGCUCCAAACCGCACAAAGAGUACAGAAGGAUGUCUUGUGGAGCCACUCAGGAUGCGGGAAAUAGGAAACUGGACAGUCACUUCCUUUUCACUCUCCUAGUCACUUUCCUGUACCAGGUGCACCCAGGUGAAGGGUCGUUCCUGCGCGGAUCGAAGGCGGUUUUUGCACGUGGUUGUGUCGACCACUGGAUCCUAGCGGAUCCACAGCGCAUGCCUCAGUUGAUGCAGAUGACACUGUGUGUGGAUGUGCGGCCACUGCACGCAGAGGGGGAGUGGACAGCCUUCACCUACAGCACACUGCCCGCACCCCACUACAGCUUGGCCCUGCAGGGUGACACCUACGGCCUGUACGUCUGGCUGCUGGGCGUCCAACACCAUUUCCCCACCCACUUGGCGCCUCUUCGCUGGCAUCAUGUCUGCCUGCAGCACGAUACGUACCGCCGAACCAUGACCCUGGAGGUGGACGGGGAGGUGUUUGAGCGCACAGUCAUCACCCGGGCCAUCCCACCGGCUGGGGAACUAGUGCUGGGGUGCCGUAGCUGGGAUGUGGCGCCGGCGAAGUGGGGAGCAGGGGGGGCAGAGCUCUAUCUGUUCCGCAUAUGGGAUGAUGUGCGCAAGCAUUUGGCCUGCGAAGACGGCAGCGUGGUUGGCUGGGACUCGCAGGACUGGCAUGUGAUCGGCAUUUCCAGGUUUUCUGAUGACAUGCUCCUCUGCGGCCAAAAACGGGCAAGACGGGAAGCCUUGGCACCCAUCGCUGGGCGGCUCUUCCCCUCACUCAUGCCUGCAACAGCAGUCUCCCCUCCUUCUACAACCAAGCCGCCUGUCAUAUCAGUGGCUUCCGUUGUGACGCCGCCAGAACCUCUUGUUGUGAAAUGCAGCUUCUCUGAGUUCUGUGCUAUACGAACUGCCUACUACUGGAUGUCUGUCAAUCUGGAAACCUCUGGAAAGAAGAGCGAGGCUCAGAUCAGCGCAUGGCUCUCCCAAGUCUUCAGUAUUUCCACUUGUGUGUCGUCUAAUCACACGAUAAUCAGCACCUCUUCUGACAGAGGUCAGAACACAUGCAAAAAUGAGACAGAGACAGCAGUCAGUCUUUUGGAGGACCUUGAGGUGACAUGCAACACCAAGGUAGACAUAAGUGUGACUAACUGCACAGUCCUGCUGCAGCUGAGUCAGCCGACAGACAACUGCAUGCUCAGACAGGUGCUGCAGGAGAGUAGUCUGGACACUUCCAUCCAGGCUCGUGUGCUGGGUGAAGUGGAGAGAGUGGGUAAGGGGUUGUGCCAGAAUGGGGACACAUUAACAACUGAUGACGGAUAUGUGAGGUGCACUUCCUCUACCUCAUUCUCUGAAGUCUGCUCUUCUGGAGGACCACUGACUGUGACAUGCACCUACAUGGAGACAGCAUACAUUCCAAUGGCGAUGCAUUCACCCAUUAGCCAGCUCUGUAACCGGAAAGAGCAGCAGUAUUGUAACUGCUCAGAUUUCUGCAGAGACACAGCUGUGUACUACCUGCUGGACAUUAACAUUCUCAGUGCAGCUAUCUCAAUCACAGACAUCAGGAAAAUGGUUUCUCAGCUGAGCUCAGCACAACCUUGUAAAAGUCCUGUCACCAUAUGUCAAAGUUUUCACUUAAUAUCUGCAGUCUACCAGGGGGCUCAUCUGGAAUGCCAUGGGACGGACUCUCGCCUAUAUAGCUGCAGGGUGGUUCUGAAACUAUCUCAGCCAGUGGAGAUGUGUUUGGCCAGUGAAGUUAUGUUAUAUCUGCUCAAAGACAGUAAUGACAUUCGCUUCAAUGGCACCAUUACAAGAGCAGCAAUAUGUGGCUGGCCCUCAGGGCCUAUGGAUGAUCUUCUGAACUCCACCUUCACCUGGGUCUCUGCAAACCUCAAUGCUUCUCAGAUCUGUGAUAGUCUUAAUCCUGUUAUCUUCUCCUGCAUGGAAGAUGAAAUUCUCGGCGUGUUUUUGAUGGAGAGCUGUAGAAGGCCGACCUCUCCUCCUUCUACGACCACAUCCUCACCAGUGACCAUGCACCUGUCCCGUCCUACGGUCACACCAUCGUCCACCCACAACUUCUCCAAUCCCUUCACAACACCCAACCAAUUCACCUCAUCAACUCUUCACAGCACAACCACACACAGCAGCACUAUGAUCACUACACAAAGGCACAGAGUAUCACCAUAUAACACCGCCACGCAGCAGAGAAGAACAACACUAAGCUCUACAGCACAACAGAACACAACAGCUAUUAUGCACAAAACUACCACACAACAAAACAUAACGGAACUACCACUGACUCCUAGAACACAACAAAACACAACAGCUAUUCUGUACCAUACUACCACACAACAAAACACAACAGCGCUACCACUGACUGCUACAGCACUGCAAAACACAACAGCAUUUCCACUGUCUGCUACCUCACAACAGAACACAACAGCUGUUCUGCACAAUAUUAACACACAACAAAGUACAACAGCAAUUCCACUGACUGCUACCAGACAACAUAAUGCAACAGCUAUUCUGCUCAAUACCACUACCCAACAAAACACAACAGCACUACCCCUGACUACUACCACACAACAGAACAUAACAGCUACUCUGCAUAAUGUUACUACACAACAAAACACAACAACACUAACACUGACUGCUACCACACAACAGAACACAACAGCUAUUCUCCUCAAUACUACUAAACAACAAUACACAACAGUACUACCACUGACGGCUACAACACAACAUAAUGCAACAGCUAUUCUGCUGAAUACUACUAAACAACAAUACAAAACAGCACUACCACUGACGGCUACAACACAACAGAACACAACAGCUAUUCUCCCCAAUACUACCACACAACAAAACACAACAGCAAUUCCACUGACUUCUACCAAACAACAAAACACAACAGCAGUUCCACUGACUGCUACCACACAACAAAAUGCAACAGAUAUUCUCCACAAUACUACUACACAACAAAACACAACAGCACUACCCCUUACUGCUACCACACAACAGAACACAAAAGCUAUUAUGCUCAAUACUACCACACAACAAAACACAACAGCACUACCACUGACUGCUACAACACAACAAAAUGCAACAGUGAUUCUGCUCAAUACUACUAAACAACAAUACACAACAGCACUACCACUGACUGCUACCACACAACAAAAUGCAACAGAUAUUCUGCUCAAUACUAUUACAAAACAAAACACAACAGCACUACCACUGACUGCUACUACACAACAAAACACAACAGCACUACCACUGACUGCUACCACACAACAGAAUACAACAGCUAUUCUGCUCAAUACUACUAAACAACAAUACACAACAGCACUACCACUGAAUGCUUCACCACAACAGAACACAACAGCUAUUCUCCCCAAUACUACCACACAACAAAACACAACAGCAGUUCCACUGACUGCUACCACACAACAUAAUGCAACAGCUAUUCUACUCAAUACUACUACACACCAAAACACCACAGCAAUGCCCCUUACUGCUACCAGACAACAGAACACAAAAGCUAUUACGCUCAAUACUACCACACAACAAAACACAACAGCACAACCACUGACUGCUACAACACAACAGAAUGCAACAGCGAUUCUGCUCAAUACUACUAAACAACAACAAACAACAGCACUACCACUGACUGCUUCACCACAACAAAACACAACAGCUAUUCUGCUCAAUAUUACCACACAACAAAACACAACUGCAGUUCCACUGACUGCUACCACACAACAAAAUGCAACAGAUAUUAUCCUCAAUACUACUACACAACAGAACACAACAGCACUUCCUCUGUCUGCUACAACACAACAAUACACAGCAGCAGUUCCGCUGACUGCUACCACGCAACAAAAUGCAACAGCUUUUCUGCUCAAUACUACCGUACAACAAAACACAACAGCACUACCACCAUCUGCUACAGCACAACAGAACAUAACAGCUAUUUUGCAAAAUAUUACCACACAACAAAACACAACAGCACUACCACUGACUGCUAUUACACAACAAAACACAACAGCACUACCACUGACUGCUACCACACAACAGAAUACAACAGCUAUUCUGCUCAAUACUACUAAACAACAAUACACAACAGCACUACCACUGAAUGCUUCACCACAACAGAACACAACAGCUAUUCUCCCCAAUACUACCACACAACAAAACACAACAGCAGUUCCACUGACUGCUACCACACAACAUAAUGCAACAGCUAUUCUACUCAAUACUACUACACACCAAAACACCACAGCAAUGCCCCUUACUGCUACCAGACAACAGAACACAAAAGCUAUUACGCUCAAUACUACCACACAACAAAACACAACAGCACAACCACUGACUGCUACAACACAACAGAAUGCAACAGCGAUUCUGCUCAAUACUACUAAACAACAACAAACAACAGCACUACCACUGACUGCUUCACCACAACAGAACACAACAGCUAUUCUGCUCAAUAUUACCACACAACAAAACACAACUGCAGUUCCACUGACUGCUACCACACAACAAAAUGCAACAGAUAUUAUCCUCAAUACUACUACACAACAGAACACAACAGCACUUCCUCUGUCUGCUACAACACAACAAUACACAGCAGCAGUUCCGCUGACUGCUACCAAGCAACAAAAUGCAACAGCUUUUCUGCUCAAUACUACCGUACAACAAAACACAACAGCACUACCACCAUCUGCUACAGCACAACAGAACAUAACAGCUAUUUUGCACAAUAUUACCACACAACAAAACACAACGGCACUUCCACUGACUGUGACAACACAACAGAACACAACAGCUAUUCUGCUCAAUACUACUGCUGUAACACAACAAAACACAACAGCACUUCCACUGACUGCUACCACACAACAGAGCACAAGAGAUAUUCUGCUCAGCACUUCCACACAACAAAACACAACGGCACUUCCACUGACUGCGACAACACAACAGAACACAACAGCUAUUCUGCUCAAUACUACUGCUGCAACACAACAAAACACAACAGCACUUCCACUGACUGCUACCACACAACAGAGCACAAGAGAUAUUCUGCUCAGCACUUCCACCCAACAAAACACAACAGUUAAUCAGCUCGAUACUACCACACAGCAAAACACAACAGCACUUCCACUGACUGCUACCACACAACAGAGCACAAGAGAUAUUCUGCUCAGCACUUCCACGCAACAAAACACAACAGUUAAUCAGCUCAAUACUACCACACAGCAAAACACAACAGCACUACCACUGACUACUACAACGCAACAGAACACAACAGCUAUUUUGUUGAAGACUGCAGCACCAAAUACUACAUAUCAUACACUAUAUGUGACAGAAUAUAACACAACAACUAUUCCACUGAACACAAGAUUGCAGCCUAAUACAACAUCUCUUCCUCAAAAUAUUACGUCAGUGAACACAACCAGUUUUCAGAUGAGCACGACACAAGCUAAUAUAACAGGUUUUCCACAAAUGACCGUAAUACCAUACAAUACAACAACAUAUAUCAUAACUGUUCCGCAAAACAAAACGCAGCAUAAUACAACAUCACUUCUGCUAAUAUUGACAACACAGCAAAAUACAACAGCUCAACCAGUAAGUCCAACAACACUAUACAAUACAAAAUAUAUUCCACAGCAGAACACAACUCCAUACAAUAUAACAACUCUUCCUCCAAAUACAGUCCAACAUACUACUGCUGUUCUGGCAACCAUGACAGAACAACACAAUGCAACAUCUCUUCCAGUAAAUAUAACAAUGCCAUGGAAUAUAUCUAGUUUACCAAACACAAAAAUACAACCUAAGACAAUAGCUCUUACAGAAACCACAACACAGUAUAACAUGACAGUCCAUCCCAUUGAAAUAACAGUACACCAAAAUGAAAUAAUUACAGCAUCUUUACCAAAGGCAACAACCCAACAGAGCACAGCUUCUCUCCAAGUGAAAGCAACCACCAAAGUAUCUGUGGCAAACACUCAGUCAAACAUGAGCACAUAUGGAGCAGGUCUGACAACACCUCACUCAGUCAACCAAACAAGGACACAGACCACCACAAUUAUGUCCCCCAGCACCAACAGCAAAUCCACUAGAACAAACACAACUGCAAAUUUCACCAACCCCAUAGUCAUUCCCCCUGUCUUGCCCACUGUGGCCCCUUUGACUAUCUCCACAACAGAUGAUGCCACCAUGGAAUUUACCACAGUAACCAUGACGACUGCAAGUGAGGAGACUCAGGCUGACAAGCUCCUGGAGCAGACGAGGAACAUCUCUGCACUGAACUCUUCUCAGGUGGAGCAGGUGGUUUCCAGACUGGAGGAUCUGCUCUCCGGGCCCAAUGUCACCCUGGCGCUGGGCCAUAAGCUACUUGACAUUGUCAGUAAUCUACUCAAUGCCUCGGCCAACACCCUGGCUGCCUCCUCCUCUAGGAUCAUCAGGGCAGUAGAAACACUGGGGUUGAAGCUGGUAGUGCAGAGCAGGACCACAACAAUCUCAUCUGAUUCCCUUGCUCUGGCCGUGAGGAAGGUGGACGGAGACAGUUUUGAGGAGAUGUCCUUUUCCAUUACUGACCCUAACAACCUUCAGAUUGGUGUCCGUGGUGAGCAGAGAGCUCGAAGGAGGACAGGGAACCUGAGGGCCCCUACACUGGGCACAAUCACCCUACCUGCCUCCUUAACUAUUAAUCUGACUGUCCAAGAACAGCUGCUAGCCUCCAGGGUCCAGUUCAUCUUUUACCAGAAAACCACUGUGUUCCAGGACAAUGCCCUUGGCAACAGAAGCCUCAACAGUGGUGUCUUGGCUACGAGUGUGGCCAACCUGUCAAUCAGUGGACUAAGGGACAAUGUUGUCUUCACCCUGCAAAACAACAAACCCAUACAGGGGAACUUUGUUGCCAGCUGCGUCUUUUGGGAUCUCAACCGAAAUGAGAGAUCAGGAGGCUGGAGCAGUGAUGGCUGCACUGUUGAGAACAUGACGGACGAAGAGACCAUCUGCAGCUGCAACCAUCUCACCAGCUUCGCUGUGCUAUUGGACCUUUCUAGAGAGGGCAUUACUGACCGUCUGCAAGCCAUCAUCCAAACCUUCAUUACUUUCAUUGGCUGUGGUAUCUCUGCUAUCUUUCUGUCCAUUACUGUUCUCACCUACCUGGCCUUUGAGAAAUUACGGAGGGACAUUCCUUCCAAGAUCUUGAUCCAACUGUGUACAGCCCUGCUGCUGCUGAAUCUGACCUUCCUGCUAGACUCAUGGCUGGCCCUGUACUCAGAUGCCAUGGGCCUCUGCAUCUCCACCGCUUUCUUCUUGCACUACUUCCUGCUUGUGUCCUUCACCUGGAUGGGGCUGGAGGCCUUCCACAUGUACCUGGCUAUCGUCAAGGUCUUCAACUCCUACAUGUCCAGAUACAUGCUCAAGUUCUCCCUUUUCGGCUGGGGUGUCCCUCUAAUUGUGGUCAUAGUUGUGAUUGCAAUCAACAAAGACAAUUAUGGCCUCAUUUCCUAUGGAAAGUAUACUGAUGGAUCAACAGAUGAAUUUUGCUGGAUCAAGAACGACGUGGCCUUCUACGUGGCAGUUGUGGCUUAUUUCUGCCUGGUGUUUGUGGUCAACCUGGCCAUGUUUGUGGUUGUGAUGGUGCAGCUAAGCCGGAUCAAACAGCAGAACCCCCAUAAUUCCCAGCAUCGUAAUGGGCUGCAGGAGUUGCGAAGUGUGGCUGGACUCACCUUCCUCCUUGGCCUGACCUGGGGCUUCGCAUUCUUUGCCUGGGGGCCUGUAAACCUGGCCUUCAUGUAUCUGUUCGCCAUCUUAAACUCCCUUCAAGGAUUCUUCAUUUUCGUCUUCCACUGUGCCCUAAAGGACAAUGUGCGUAGGCAAUGGCGGGCAUACCUGUGCUGUGGGAGACUGCAGCUGCCAGAGAGCACAGAAUGGAGCCUUUCUACAGUCCAGGCCAACAACAAGAAAGACUCCGUGUUCACUGGCACCUCUUUCCAGACCUCCGGUUCCAAUCUGUCCAGCAGCACCUCCUUCAGGACCAAUGAGAGUACCGAGCUGCCCAGCCCUACCAGUGUUGUGUCUGAGGACAGUGUGUUCACUUCAUCACAGGAGCCAAAUGGGGAUGUGGUUUUCAACAGCAGGCAGAGGGCACAAAGACCUCUGUGAAUUCUGGGAAAAAAUGUGAACUCUAUCCAGGCCGUUAUGCACAAGGCCUAACUUUUGGAAAAAAGAGGACAUAGAGGAUUCUGGGAAUCAAGAGGGCAGAUAAAUCUGGAGUAAACUACCCCUACACUGUCAUAAGAAGAGGUGUGGUCCUCACCCUUUUGGAAAUGCAUCACUGUGAUGUCAUAUUUACAGAGGAAUAUCAUUAUGGGUUUUUUGUUUAUUUUCAAUAUCUUAAUUGUCACUGUUUAUAUUUACGUUUGUUCGUCAUACAAGAGAAAAUAUUCUUGUUUUUUUGUUUUGUUUUUUGAAGGACUGAGUGCAGUUAAUUCUCCUGAGGUUGAAAGUGCCUUUAAUUGUUAUUUUUCUUUUCAAUUCUACUGUUGUGGACUGUCAAAUUGAACUUGUUUACAAAGCUUAGACAAGAUUCAAAAGUAAUGGCUGAACAGUGGCAUUUGAUCCUGGUUUUGGAAUGUAGAAGCCACAUGAUAAAAACACAUAUGUUACAGAGUGGCACGGAGGGCACUCUGUAGGUGCAGUGGUCAGUUUUGUUAAUAUAAAUCAUUGGUUCCUACAAGGCAGUGUGAACUGUGCAUGAUAAUUUAUAUAUAUAUAUUUAUGUCCACAUGUGAAGCUCAGAUUUAAAAAUUGACCAGAAGGCAGAUACUCAUUUACGAUGUUCUAUUGACCAAGGAAAUUUGACAGGAUUUUUCUCUUCUCUGUGCAGUGUACAAUUUCAAUGGUUCACACUAUUCUGUGAGCAGUGUAUGAUUUCCUUAGUUUACAUUCCUUGUGCAGGGUGUAAGAGCACUAGGUUAUGCUCUCCUUUGUACAGGGAUCACUAGAUUAUGCUCUCCUUUGUGUAGGGAUCACUAGAUUAUGCUCUCCUUUGUGCACGGUGUAACAUCACUAGAUUAUGCUCUCCUCUAUGGAUAUAUGUUUACAUUUCUGUCUCAGCAGGCCUUGAUGCUUAUUUUGAAGAAAAGUAAAGAAAGAUUACUUUUUCCACA
Anguilla anguilla (European eel) is the source of this 9576-nucleotide messenger RNA. It is a transcript of the gene adgrg2a, whose product is annotated as adhesion G protein-coupled receptor G2a. The record is from RefSeq and is a predicted model, not a curated record. Bases 296 to 8569 code for a protein of 2757 amino acids. The transcript has 36 exons. Gene Ontology annotation, cellular component: membrane. Gene Ontology annotation, molecular function: G protein-coupled receptor activity. Gene Ontology annotation, biological process: adenylate cyclase-activating G protein-coupled receptor signaling pathway; cell surface receptor signaling pathway. Lineage: Eukaryota; Metazoa; Chordata; Actinopteri; Anguilliformes; Anguillidae.